This is a messenger RNA of Ruditapes philippinarum (Manila clam), 2645 nucleotides long. RefSeq lists its product as uncharacterized. The record is from RefSeq and is a predicted model, not a curated record. NCBI's taxonomy places the organism in Eukaryota, Metazoa, Mollusca, Bivalvia, Venerida, Veneridae. The transcript is spliced from 6 exons. Gene Ontology annotation, molecular function: signaling receptor binding; endopeptidase activity. Bases 108 to 1475 code for a protein of 455 amino acids.
UGUUACGUUUUAAACAAAAUGAAUGAGUCAGCACAAGAUAACACUCUAAACAUGUAACCUCUUAUUCAUAACAUUUAAGUUUGAGAUUUGUGUAAAGGUCUCUCAAAAUGGAAGAGACAUCUUUGGAUUAUAAUCUUUUAAAAACAUACCGUGAAGAAAACGAAAACAAUGCUUCGCGUGCCUUAAAACACAAAAACCGGAUUUCAAUGCGUAAAUCAACGUUUUAUGUAUUAUUACUAAGUGUUUUUAUUUUUCUCAUCGGAAGUGAAACUCUCGUUUAUUUACUGUCAAAAAAGAAUAACACUUGCAACUGUAUUGUAACUGAUAGUUUUAUCAAACGAAAUUCCUCGCAUCACGUUUCAAAACCUUGCACGACAUUUUCAAUUAUGCAGACGACAAAACCAAACCAAGUCACGUUACCUAAUCAGACGACAACUUCUCAACAAUUCACUUCUUCUAAAUCUACGACUACGAAAUCAGUGAAGGCUGUGGCAAGUUUGGCGACAACUUUAUCUACACGAAUAACAACUUCAGGUUGUCCUACCAACUGGAUUCCAUACGGACAGUCGUGUUAUUUCUUCAGCAACCAAUUUUCAACAUGGUUAGAUGCAAUGGUAGGUAAACAUAACCUGUUAAUGAACAGGAUUGAGGCAAUGAACCGAUGUCAAAACAUGAAUGGCUAUCUUGUUGAGAUAACAUCUGCAGACGAAGAUCAAUUCCUUAAAGAACAAGCUGUAUCACUCAACAUACAUAAUAAUAUUGAUUGCUUCAAGACAUCUUCUAAUCGAUACAACGGCUUUAAAAGCACGACCUACGACGGGCACACGUGUCAGCGAUGGGAUUCACAAACACCUCACAAACAUUCACGAAAUCAAGCUGACAGGUUUCCGGACGCUUCUGUGGCUGAUGCUGCUAACUAUUGUCGAGAUCCCGACGAUGAAGGGUUACCAUGGUGUUACACUACAGACCCUGACGUUAGAUGGCAGUUAUGUGGUAUUUACAAGUGUCCGGGCGAUUGCUUCAAGAUUUCUUCUAAUCGAUACAACGGCUUUGAAAGCACGACGUACGACGGGCACACGUGUCAGCGAUGGGAUUCACAAACACCUCACAAACAUUCACGAAAUCAAGCUGACAGGUUUCCGGACGCUUCUGUGGCUGAUGCUGCUAACUAUUGUCGAGAUCCCGACGGUGAAGGGUUACCAUGGUGUUAUACUACAGACCCUGACGUAAGGUGGCAGUUAUGUGGUAUUUACAAGUGUACGGGCGGAAACUACUGGGCCGGCAUGACCGCGCUCGGUGAAAAUUGGAAAUGGCUGCACACACAGACAAAAUUAGACGAAGGGUACACUAACUGGGGUCAAAAUCAACACCGACUUGGUAAUUGUGGGGUACUUGCAGCGGAAUUAAACUAUCAAUGGAAAAAGAAUAAGUGUUCGUAUCCGGCAAAGUUCAUUUGCGAAAAAGUGAAAUAUUAACUAGAUUACAUGUGUACACUCCAUGUGAUCCUAUAAGCAAGGGAAGCCUUCUGGAAAUAAGUAUAUGACUUCAAUGGGCUAUUCACAUAUACACAUAUACACAUCUAAAUGUUCUUAGCGGUAACAUUAGUAUAUGUGAUAAUGAUACUUAAGUCGAGUAACUUGUGUGAUAUGUAGCGCGAUAGUUUUGUUGGUAUGAUGUCUUGUACGAGAUGUAUUGAAUGAGUACUUAUUAACUGGUUAUACAUGUAUUAUCAAGUAUGAAGUAGCCAAUAAUAUUUUAGUAUAACAAUUUUUGAUACGCCCUAUAACCAAUCAUAAGUACAUUUACAUAUUCAGAUUUGACUUUUAAUUAAAAUUAAUAUCAUGUAACAAAAUCAGAACAAGUGAAAUAUUUCACAUUCAAUUGUCAUUGUGUGCUUUAAUAUUUAGAUAUCAAGUCGAUAUAAACAACAUCUGUCAGAUGGUAAAUAACAUAAAUUUGUUUCAAUGCCAGAAACGUUUACGAAUUUAACCUUUCAAAUUUCAUGAUACAACAUUGUAUAGAAAUGCAUAUUAUAUUAUAUUCAAACCAAUCAUAACCAAUGAGAGGCGUAUUGUUUAAGAUGGCAUCUGACAGUUAACGUAAAAGACUAAAAUCAUGGUAUUCCGAAAGGGCGAUCAACUACCAAGAAAUCAGGUUUGGACAUAUAACGGCCCGGAACAUAGACAUUGUUGAAAAUAUUAAUAACCUAGGCUUUGUAAUGAGCAGAGGCAUCGAUCUGCAUUUAGCUCUUAAAUCUCAAAAGCAUCACUCGAGGGAUGCAAAUACCCACUGCAUAUACACUUUAACCUUUUUGAUGCGUAUGUAACAUCUAUAAUGUCAUAUUGUUCUGAACUGUUGGGAUUCAGCCAAGCAGAAAAAGUAGAGCGACUUCAUAAUAAAUAUCUUAAUUAAAUGGACAUUGGAUGUAAAAAUGAGUACUAAGUUAUGCACUUUAAGGUGAAACGGGACGAUAUGAUGCAAGAGACGGGGUUUAAUGAUGUCUGGUGUUUUCCUACAUCUGUUGUUAGCAUAGGGUGCUUUAUUUCACAGUUUAAGCUUAGGCUUAAAGACAUUUAUAAAGGACGACAGUGGAGAGAGGCAGUUAACAUUUCAACGGCAUUGACUCUAUAUAAAGAAAUUAAAGU